AUGGCCGACUUUUCAAUGUACCACAACCUAGGCGAAGGUGCUGUGCCAGAGGACGAGAGAUUGAAAUCGCAAAUCCCAACCCAGCCCGCAGCUCCUCAGUUUGUCCCGCCAGUUGCUCAACCGCCGGCAGGCUACGUGCAGAGCGGAGGUGCUGUUCUAUCGCCUCAGCAGCAGGCAUACCAGCAGCAGCAGCAUGGCUUCGCCCAAUCCUCCCCGCCUUACCCCUCGCCUUCAGCGGGCUACCCGUCACCACAGGGAUACCCUCAAUCGCCAGCCGAUAUGCAUCCCGGGAUGCAGGGCUUAACAGCUCAGAUGGGUGGACUGGGGAUUGCUGCUGGAGGACCGGCACACCCCGCCGGUGGGAGUGUCAGGGCACCUAAGAAGAAAGAUAGACAUGCAUACCAUGAGAUUGGGGCUCCAGCAGGGUCGUCACAGGCAUUCAACGGCAUGCCUCCGGGGGCCACCCAGCAGCCCUCGCAAUUCUUGAACCAGCAGAGUCCGCAGGUUUCUUCCCCUUAUGGCGGAUUUACCUCAUCCCAACCCCAACCCCAACCAGGGGCCACUGGGUCUGUUGGCGAUGGCUCUGUGCCAGCGCAAGGCAAUGUUAACCCGGAACAGCUACCCAGCGUGCCACGGUCUCGCGAUAUCCCAGCUCAAUAUUAUCUUGACCAUACAUACCCAACUAUGGAGCGACAUGUACCCCCUCCAUCAACCGUUCCGUUCGUGGUCCAUGAUCAAGGCAAUUCUUCCCCAAAGUUUGCUCGACUCACCAUAAACAACAUCCCCUCCACAUCGGAGUCCCUCGCGUUAACCUCGCUCCCGCUGGGCCUCAUAUUACAGCCUCUCGCCCCACUCGACGAGGCCGAGCAGCCGGUCCCAGUUCUAGAUUUUGGAGAUUCUGGACCCCCACGAUGUCGAAGGUGCAGAGCGUACAUAAAUCCGUUCAUGACCUUCCGAUCAGGCGGAAACAAGUUCAUCUGCAACAUGUGCACAUUCCCCAAUGAGGUUUCGCCUGAAUACUACGCACCGCUUGACCCCACAGGUGUACGUGUGGACCGUAUGCAGCGCCCCGAACUAAUGCAGGGAACUGUCGAAUUCUUAGUCCCCAAGGAAUACUGGAGCAAGGAGCCAGUAGGGUUGCGAUGGCUCUUCCUCCUCGAUGUCUCACAGGAAGCUGUGUCUCGCGGGUUUUUAGAAGCUUGCUGCGAUGGAUUACUAUCUGCUUUGUAUGGGUCAGACAGUGAUAGCGAGGAAGAAGAAGGAGCUGAGACCACAGAGCAUGAUGCAGCCAAAUCGCAUAGAAGGCUACCUGAGGGCUCGAAGAUUGGGAUAAUCACUUUUGAUAAGGAGGUCCAUUUUUAUAAUCUAAGUCCCCAGUUAGAACAGGCGCAGAUGAUAGUAAUGCCAGAUUUGGAAGAUCCAUUUGUUCCUCUGAGCGAGGGGCUUUUCGCCGACCCUUACGAAUCGAAACACGUUAUUUCAUCGCUUUUGACGCAAAUACCUACUCUAUUUUCCUUCAUCAAAAAUCCGGAACCAGCUCUUCUUCCUACUUUAAAUUCAGCGCUAUGUGCCCUAGAAGCAACUGGGGGUAAGAUUGUAUGCUCUUUAAGCAGUCUUCCCACUUGGGGCCCAGGGCGUCUUUUUAUGAGAGAUCAAGGCAAGGGUCAAGGAACCGAUGCCGAACGAAAGCUCUUUACUACCGAGCAUGCCGAGUGGAAGAAAACCGCCACAAAGUCGGCGGAGGCGGGAAUAGGUAUCGAUUUCUUUAUCGCAGCUGGAGGCGGAACUUAUAUGGACAUUGCAACAAUCGGACAUGUAUCUGCUGUUUCUGGAGGAGAGACAUUUUAUUAUCCUAAUUUCCAUGCCCCUCGGGAUGUCCAGAAGCUCUCUAGCGAAAUAUCACACUCCAUCACCCGAGAAACCGGUUAUCAGGCCCUUCUUAAGGUUCGAUGCUCGAACGGACUUCAAAUCUCCUCCUACCAUGGCAACUUUCUCCAACACACCUUUGCGUCAGAUCUUGAAAUGGGAAGUAUCGAUGCUGAUAAAGCAUUUGGUAUCAUGUUUUCCUACGAUGGUAAGCUUGACGCUAAGCUAGAUGCCCAUUUCCAGGCUGCUCUCCUGUAUACCGCAGGCAAUGGGCAACGGCGUGUUAGGUGUAUAAAUAUCGUUGCUGCUGUCAACGAUGGAGGAAUAGAAACCAUGAGGUCUCUUGACCAGGACGCCAUUGUAGCUAUUAUUGCAAAAGAAGCGGCUUCCAAGUUGCCCGACAAAUCUCUCACGGAAAUUCGUGCUGCGCUCACAGAAAAGAGCAUCGAUAUUUUGGCAAGCUACCGAAAGAACUUCACGUUGUCACAACCCCCUGGCCAAUUAGUCUUGCCCCAGUGUAUACAAGAGCUUUCAAUGUAUGUGCUAAGCUUGUUGAAAUCUCGCGCAUUCAAAGGAGGCCACGAGCCAUCGGAUCGUCGUAUUCACGACGUCCGGAUGCUUCGCUCUUUCGGAUGCCGGGAGCUUUUACUCUAUCUAUACCCAAGGAUCAUCCCAAUUCACAAUUUAGAUCCCAAAGACGGGUUUUCCAACGAGCAUGGCCAGCUACAGGUGCCCCCAACUCAACGCGCAUCGUUCUCGCGAAUUGAGGAGGGAGGAGUCUACAUUGUGGAAAACGGCCAGAUAUGUAUCCUCUGGAUUCAUGCACUAGUUUCGCCCAACCUCCUCGAAGACCUCUUUGGCCCAGGUCACACAACUCUUAGAUCUCUUGACCCAAAUACGUCAUCCAUUCCGGUUCUAGAGACACAACUCAACGCCCAGGUGCGCAAUAUCCUCCAGUAUCUAAGUUGUAUCCGUGGCUCGAAGGCCAUGACCAUCCAACUGGCCAGACAGGGUAUUGAUGGCUCCGAGUACGAAUUUGCACGACUUUUACUGGAGGAUAGAAAUAACGAGGCACAGAGCUAUGUCGACUGGCUGGUGCACCUACAUCGACAGAUUAACAUUGAACUAGGUGGCCAUCGGAAGAAAGAUGAUGGUAGCACCGUCACUGGUGCUGUUGGUGCCGGAGUAGAAAGCACUUUGUCCGGAUUGGCAGGAUUACGGCCUCCAUACUGGUAG
Messenger RNA from Arthroderma uncinatum, 3102 nucleotides. Its product is annotated as transporter sec-24. The transcript has 6 exons. Gene Ontology annotation, cellular component: COPII vesicle coat; endoplasmic reticulum exit site. Lineage: Eukaryota; Fungi; Ascomycota; Eurotiomycetes; Onygenales; Arthrodermataceae. The record is from RefSeq and is a predicted model, not a curated record. Bases 1 to 3102 code for a protein of 1033 amino acids. Gene Ontology annotation, molecular function: SNARE binding; zinc ion binding. Gene Ontology annotation, biological process: intracellular protein transport; COPII-coated vesicle cargo loading; endoplasmic reticulum to Golgi vesicle-mediated transport.